CGUGUGUUGGCGUGGGGAAGUGCAACAAAAUUACUGAAUCACUCUUUCUUGGCUUAAGCACAUCUACGCUAUUCUCACGUCAGUGCCGGAGAAGCAAUUUGUCCCGGGAUAGAAUUUGAGUCAGAUAAUGUGGCGUCCUGUCUCUCCUAUAAAGGGCUGUUGAUCCUCCCACGACAUGCUCACUCCGCACAUGUGGCCACCGCAGUAAUCAAGUUCAAGCCAGACAACCACAUAUUCCUGUAGGUUUUUGCUCUAUAACGUGCCAUGAAGGCAGCCCUUGUAUCGGCCAUUGCAGCUGGUCUGUGGCCUGUCGUCGCUGCGGUGCCUGCUCCAUCCGCAGCCGCAAAGGAUGCAACGAGACCUGUGACUGUUGUCAUCCCAUCUGGAACUAUCAUUGGCAACGCGGCUGACACGGUCGAUACAUUCAACGGAAUCCCGUUUGCUGAUCCGCCGAUUGGGGAUUUGCGCUUUCGGCCACCUGUGAAACUGUCCAAAGACCUUGGAACUUUUGAUGCUACUGGAGUUGCUGCAUCAUGUCCUCCGGGGCCCUUCUUCAGUCUGGAACAUCUAGUACCACCACACAAUGCUACAAAUGCUCUGUCAGGCGAAGUACAUCCUCCCAAUAUUACAGAGGGCACAGUUGCGUCUACUUUAUUUAAAAGUUCUGCCAGUGAUGCGUCAGACCCAUUCUCUGAGGACUGCUUGACAAUCAGUGUUCAGCGCCCUCACGGCUACGAGGCUGGUGCGGGCCUCCCCGUACUCUUCUGGAUCUUCGGCGGCGGCUUCGUUGUUGGCAGCACCUCUGCAUUUGAUGGCACCAAGUUAAUUGAGACUGGCGUGUUGCAUCAACAGCCAUUCAUCUUUGUGGCCGUCAACUAUCGUCUCGGCGGCUUGGGGUUCAUGCCCGGAAAAGAGAUUCUGAAUGAAGGCAGCGGCAAUGCAGGGCUACUUGACCAGCGUAUGGGUCUUGAAUGGGUGGCAGAUAAUAUUGAAUCCUUUGGAGGCGACCCCAACAAAGUCACUAUCUGGGGACAGUCUUCCGGGGCCAUUUCCGUGUUUCAUCAGCUAGUCCUCUAUGAUGGCGAUGCCAGCUACAAUGGCAGCCCACUCUUCCGUGCGGCCAUUAUGAACUCUGGAUCUGCCACACCCACUGAUCCUUUGGACACGCACAAAGGCCAGGAAGUCUAUGAUGCCGUGAUCAAAGCAGCUGGAUGCGAAGUUGACGACUCGUUGAGUUGCCUUCGCGCCUUGGACACAAAGAAUUUCACUGACGCUGCCAACUCCGUCCCAGGCAUCUUCUCAUACCAGUCUCUUGCGCUUUCAUAUCUCCCCAGGCCAGACGGUUAUGUUUUAUCGGAUAGCCCAGAUGUGCUUGCCAGGGCAGGAAAAUUCCAUCACGUACCUAUGAUCCUUGGCACUCAAGAAGAUGAGGGAACGCUUUUUAGCAUCUUUCAACAGGAUAUGGGCACGACUGAUAAAAUAGUAAAGUAUCUGUCUGAUUACUACUUUAAGACUGCCACCACUGAGCUCAUCACCGAUUUUGUGGACACUUACAGUAAAUAUAUCUGGGAUGGAAGCCCGUUUCGCACAUUUCUCGCCUUCGAGUACUACCCAGGCAAGAAGAGAAUAACUGCCAUUCUCGGCGAUAUCGUCUUCAAUCUCAUACGCCGCGUCUCCCUCCAAAUCUUCGAGCAGGCCAGCCCAGGGAUACCUACGUGGUCGUAUUUCUCCUCAUACGAUUAUGACCCGAAAAAUGGCGUCUUUGGCACUCGCCAUGGAUCAGAUACUGCAACCUUGUUCGACAAAGACAACACAAAUUAUCCCACCAUCAGUGGGCGCACGUACUACAUCAACUUCUUGCACAACCUGGAUCCCAACAACGGCACUCGUCCCGAUGUGUUUUGGCCGCAAUGGUCAGAGAGCAACAUGCUUUUGAACUUUGAGGCCAUGAAUAACAGCCUCAAAGAGGAUACUUAUAGAAGCAACAGCUCUGAUUUCAUGUUCAACCAUAUUGACUCGUUACAUUUUUAACCAUAAUUUGGAAACUCUUGGGCUUUGAAAAGAUAUAGUGUGUAGUCGCGGAUGUUGUUUAGCCAAUACAAAUACGAAACCCUUUGCGACACUCUCUUCCAAUCGCGGAUUAACAAAUAACACAACAUAUCAUGUCAUGGAGCAGAUGAACAAGGUCUUGAUUAUAUAAAACACUCUUAAGUUGAUAAAUUAAUUAGUAUUAAGAUGUCCUCACACAUCAAUUCAUUUUGAACGACUACAUGUUUAAUUACUCAUAAGCUCUACUCUAUUGAUAUAACAUCAUGCAAUUAUAAUAGGC
This is a messenger RNA of Trichoderma asperellum CBS 433.97, 2329 nucleotides long. RefSeq lists its product as uncharacterized. The record is from RefSeq and is a predicted model, not a curated record. NCBI's taxonomy places the organism in Eukaryota, Fungi, Ascomycota, Sordariomycetes, Hypocreales, Hypocreaceae.